Drosophila erecta is the source of this 2179-nucleotide messenger RNA. RefSeq names its product fibroin heavy chain (gene Cpr73D). Bases 231 to 2036 code for a protein of 601 amino acids. The transcript has 4 exons. The record is from RefSeq and is a predicted model, not a curated record. Gene Ontology annotation, molecular function: structural constituent of chitin-based larval cuticle. Lineage: Eukaryota; Metazoa; Arthropoda; Insecta; Diptera; Drosophilidae. Gene Ontology annotation, cellular component: chitin-based extracellular matrix.
GCAUCAGUCGUCGCCGUCGCGUUGUUCUAGCCGCUAGCUCCUCUCGAAGAUCGCACGCCAAGUCGGAGUUUAAGUCGGGAUCCAGGCUCGGAUUGGCAGACGAUCGAAUCGCAUCGAAUCGGAUCGGUUGGGAGACAAUCGAAGUUCAUGUGGUGACUGUGCACCUGGAACAGGAUGCCCGUUUGAUACUUGUUUCAUCUCUGGAUUGGAUUAAAACAAAUGCGAUUUGAAUGAUGCUGCAUCUGCAUCGGCACGCGAAUUUCCUCCUGUUUCUCUGCGCAGUUUUGGGUUACUUUGCGGAUCCUGCGAGCGCCGAUAUCGAGUACAAUACCAUCAACGAGGAUGGAUCUUUUCAGUUUCGACAUGCAAAUGAUGACAUUGGCGGCUACUAUCACAGCGCCGCGGGCACUCCGGACAACUCGGUGCGAGGUCGCUACGGUUCGCGGAGUCCGGCGAGCGGGCAGAUCGAGGAGACGGUCUACACGGCCGGACCACGUGGAUUUCGCGUGAACGGACCGAAAAUCCAUCGGAAAAUGGACCUGGCCCAGUAUCCGGUUCUGCCGCGUGGCAGUCCAGACGAUCCGCUGGCCGAUCCCUUUGACGAUCCGUCUUACAGCUUCAGUUUUCGCACUCCGGAUCAGUCGCGCAGCGAGGAGAAUGACUCGGGUAACAGGAUUAGGGGUCUGUACUCCUACUUGGACGACGUGGGCGAGCGGCAUAGUGUUCGCUAUGCAGCUGGAGCCGGAACCGGAUUCGAGAUCUCCAACGCUGUGCCGGACAGCCCAUCAGUGGUGGCCUACUCCAGUCCUCUGUACAAGUCCCACCCCAAAGCGCGUGGCAAGAUGUCUGUGCAAAGGGGACCGGCGGGCAGUUAUAAGCUGAUCGCCUCUGGUUCGGAUCACCGACGAGCAGAAAGUCGAGCUCCCGAUGGCCUGGUGAGGGGCACCUACUCCUUCCUGGACGACAAGGGCGUGCAGCGGACAGUGGAGUAUAUAGCUGGAGCAGGAAUUGGCUACCGGGUGGUGCAAAACCGCAUUGGUCCUGGAACCCACAUCAAUCCCUCUGUGGCUGAUUUUCGUCUGGCAGAUCCGGAUUUCCGACUGGCUAAUGAUUUUGGCAGGGGUGCAGGUGGUGGCCUAGGUCCGAAGGGAGGUGGAGCUGGAUCGGGUGGUGGAAGUGGUGGUGGUGCAUUGGGAGCUUCAGGUUCAAGUGGCGGGGCUGGUGGAGCGGGAAGGGGCCGUGCUCCUGGCAGACCCGGCGGCAAAGAUUACCUGAAGCCGGCUGAUGGGGCAAGAGAUAGGAGUCGUGGAGAGGGUGAUGCAGGUGGCGCUGAUGAAAGCCUGGGACACCAUGCUGGCAACCAAGGGGAUGACAUUGGACUAAGCAGCAGCUCCUCCGGUUCCAGCAACUUCAAUGGCAAGGAAGAUCGAAGAGGGUUCCCCGCGGGCAGUUCCCAACGGGGCAGUACUAGGUACGAUGGCGGAGGCGAUAGCUCACAGAGAGGAGGUUCUGGUGGCUCCACCAGGAACAGUGCUAGUGGGUCCCGAAACAGAAACCGGUUCGGCGGUGGUGGAGGAAGUGCGUCCUCUGAGAGGGGAGCAGGAAGAGGAGAUGCUGCCGGUGGGGGAGGCAGUCGCCGAGGAGGUGGAGUCGGAGCCGGAGCCUCCAGCGAAGGCGACUCCGGCCUGGGCUACCUGCCGCCCACAGGUGGAUCGGGCACUAGUGCCAUCAGCGGACCCGGAGACAAUUACCACCUCAACGACGACGAUGUGGGCAGUUCACUGCCUCCUCUGGUCACCGCCAACCACCGAAUUCUGGAGAUCGAUCGGGAUCGGGAGUGGGUGCAGCGGCACCGGGACUCCACCGUGAUCAAGAACGUGGGCAAAUGGUACGUGGGCCUGCCGCCUGGCCAAAGUGUGCGUGCCCAUGUCCAGAACAUCGACAUAAUACCCUUGGGCGGUAGGAUCGGUCUCUCGCCGUCGGAGGCACUGCGUCAGGACGAGAUCGCCGAGCUGAAUGCCUCAAGGGAGCACUGAGGCAAUGAGCACUCGCUGGCCCCCAUUGGAUCUGUAGUUUGUAGCGCCUAGCUCUAAGUGAUCAGUGUUGAGCAACCGAAACUGGGUUGACUCCACAUGGAAACUAUAGCAGUAUUUAAAGCGGAAUACAUUUUUUGUCUGUA